GUUACAUAGCGGCCGAACAACAAGAUCCAGACUGCUUGCUCUUUUUUGAUUCUUCUUUGGUACGAUAAACAGCUUUAGUUCGUUUACUAGACUGAUGAAAAAAGAAAAGAUGAAUACCUCAACCGCUUUAAUUGUGGCUUUCGUUCUGUGGUUCAUUCGUUACGUACGAUCUGGUAAGUAAAUUCACUUUUUCAGCGAAUGGUUAUGUGACUGUGGAAGGUCCAUAGCUCUGAGCGUGCCUAACAUUAUAUUCGGCUACUUCAGUGAUUCGAACGAGAAAAAUCUUUUCGUGAUCCUCCAUGUAAAAAGAUGCAAAGAUGAAUUUCAGUUACAGUCAGAGAUAACAUUUAAACACAGUUGUUUUCAUUGAUUCAGCUAUUUGAUACCUAGUGCCAAACUUAUCGACACACGUUCAUGUAUAAACACAGCUGAAAACGUGCUUGCGAAAUUCUAACUUGAAUCUGUAAGGUAUUGAUAGGAAUUCAUUCAUCUGACUCUAUUUCACUGUUUCAAAAUUGUUGCGACUUCUACAUUAGCCAAUAAAACUUUGAACUGUUUCCUCUCUCAUAGCGAGAAAGAAGCACCGGCAUAAUCGUCUAAAACUGAGAUAGGGUUGUUAGAAAACUUAUAUUGAGUUAGCUUCGAGGUUUAUGUUCGAGUAUGUUUCAUGUCUAAGUGGAGUUUUUCUACCCGAAAGUUGAUUCAGGAUAACAACUUCAAACAAGCGACUUCCCCUGCUAACGAAUGAGGAUUACAAAAAGAUUAACCACCUCGUUAGAGGAUCUCAGAAACUAAUCUAGUUGUCAACUAGAAAAUGCUAUAUUCUACUUAGAACUCUCAGAAUUUUAGCGCGUUUUUUAAGUAUAUCCGCUAAACGAGUGCUAUAGCUGUUGAAUCAGAAGGGCAAACACAUGACUUUGAAAUGCUUUAGAGAAGUACACUCAGAGUCGGAAACAUUGAAUUUCGGCAUUUAUUGUAAAGACAAUUGCAUAUAUAUAUAAACAAAGGGCAACAGAAAAAGUAACCUCAGUAAACUAUUUGACUUGCUUUUUGAGUUUUCACUAUUCAGAUUUAAUCAUUUUUCUGAACGAAACACAUACAUAUCAUCAAGUCUGAAAAGGCCUUCUGAAUUUGAGAGAUAAGCGUCGAAUUCGUUGGGCGGCUCUUCUCCUGAAAUCUCCACAUGAUUAAUGAUGUGUAAAACGAGGCAUUGCAUGUUCGUUCGGCAGGCAGGCGUUAAAAUGCCCCGGAAAUUACCUCAAGAUUGGCUGUCAAACAGCAAGAUUAAUGAUUAUUAAUUACUGUCAACGACUGUCAGCGUAAAAGAGAGCAGCGCAGCCUAAGCAGGUCACGGAAUUCAAAUACUUAACUCUUUCACUCCCACAAGUGACCAAGACAGAAUUUCUCUUUACAAUAUCAAUACAAUAUCAAGCAGGCAGGUGAUAAGAAUAGAGAAGAAUAUCAAUUAUGGGAUUAUUAGUUGAUCCAAUACCAAAUUCUCUGAACUAACAUCAUAAGAAUUGAAGGCAGAUAGUAAGGAGAAUUACUAAUUAGAUCUUGGGAGUGAAAGGGUUAAGUGUAUCUUUUAUGAUGAUCUCAAUCAUGGGUGAUUUUAUAAACACCACGGGAAUUUGAAUCCGACCACGUGAAAUACAGUUUUUUUUGGUAAUCAUAACACUCACUGUGUGCGGGCAUGGUAGGUUUUUAUGGGAUUCUCUUCUAAUUUGGCGAAAGGAUCGAAAAAUUAUACUCAGCCAUAUGGAAUACUUAUGAUUUAAAGUGAUGCUAGAGGAAUUUCAGAGAGUUCGAUUAGUUCCUUCUAACUUAUGCUGGCAAGUUAAGAUAGUUUUUCUGUUUUUCAACAGAUAUAUAUAACACAAUCAGAAAGGUUUCUAUUUAGGAAACACAAACACUAGUGCAUGUGAUUUGAGAAGACGUUUCCUCCUGUUACUAACUUAUAGCCUUCGAUAUUUUUUGAAGAUGAAAAGAAAACUGCUCUUUGGCUCUUGAACAAAAUUUUUCACAAAUUGAGUGAGAUGUCUGAUCAAAGUGGAUGCAAUAAAGGACCAUAUCAGUUACCUCAGCCAGAGCAAUUUAUUCAGUGACAGAAGCGUUCAUUUUAACCGUUUAAAAACAAUUUUUCAGUUAUUUGCUUAUGGGAUCGUGGAAAAAAAUGUCAGCUAAAUCAUGCUGGCAGUUUUUUUUUUAGAACUUUUUAUCUACUUCUCAAGUCAGGGUUGGUUGUUCAGAACAUGAUUAAGCAAACCCAGCGUUGUACAAUUAGUUUUCUAGUCUUGUAAAGAGUUGUUUAGUUUUUAUGUUCACUUUGAUUUGCUGUAAAAUAAAACGCAACAAGCUGUCGGCAUAAUACACACUUUUAAAAGGAGAAAUUAAGACAAAGUAAUAAUAAUAAUAAUAAUAAAGAAUUUAUUUCAAGCGGGUGGCCCUCUAAGCAUUAUCAAAAUUUUACUACAGCCAAUCACAAAAGUUGAAAAAUAAAAAAAUGUCCGUCUACAUUUCUACCAUAACCCAUUACAAAUAAGAUAAAUAUAAAUACGGUCUAGAAUAUGUACAUGCAUGCAUGUUUCUACGCUUCAAAAAACUUUUUCCACACGUUAAUUUAAAACACUUCAGAGAAUCCACUUUCCCGGAUACCAGCUUUUAAGUCAAGCUUUUAAGUCAAACUUUUAAUCUUGUAUCAAACAAUUGCGCCAAGUAGUUACAAGAACUGAACGCUAGACCAAGAGUUUCUCCUGCAAACGCUCAGAGUGGGGACAUUCUUUUUAAUUCUUAAACAAACAAAGGAAUGUCAGAAUACUUGUCAUAGUUUCUCUCAGUCACGCCUACAAUAGAACGAGACUCUUGCCGCCGAGUUAAAUCAUAAAUCAAUAGUUGCCAUCACGUAUCAGACGGAUGAAAGAGUUCUUGAAACACAAACUUAUGUUGAUAUAAUAGUUAUAUUUGGUUCAUGAAUUUGAUAUUUUCCUAUUUUAUUUCAUGGUUUUGUGGUGAGAUGAAAUUACCUCGCGGGUUUGGUUAUCUCAAAAGCCGGCGUAUCGGAAAUUCAGCUGAUAGUUUCAAUUUCGUUUGUUGACCUUGAAAAUUCAGCACUUUUGUAAUGGACUUUAAGAAAAACGUUAUUUCUUGGAUGAGCACAUGUGUCUUAAAGCAAUCACAACGACCAACCAGAGAAGAGGAAAAUACCUUUGAGAGCUAAUGCGAAGCAACCAAACAAACUGUCAAAAGCGCGGGAAAAGGCGGGCGACCAAGUCGUGAUUGAUUUCAGUCUUGCUUCUGAUUGGUCGAGCGGGUGGCGCAAGUUUUCAGGGCCAAUCACAAAGCGAAUUAAAGAAAAACCGAUACGAUUUCUUUUGAAAUGUUUUAGAUGAUAAGUUGUUUUCUUCUUUUACAGACUGCAGUCUUGGUUUGGGAAUGAUCACAGGAGACAUCCGGGACUCUCAAAUAACCGCCUCGUCUUCAUACUCAGAGUGGACGCAGCCAUUCGCCGGCAGACUUUGGAACACGAGGUGGGCUGAGUGACACAAGUUUUUGAAUCACACUCAAGAAAAACUGACAUACGUUUAACACACACUUAGAACUCGCCAGGGGGGGUCUAAGAGUCACGAGUCACAAAGCUCACACUCUGAGAACUCGUCGACAUCGCUAAAUAAGGUGUAAUCAACAACACGACACAGGUGUGCCCCAAAGACUUUCAUUUGAAUGGUAACACACUGUCGAAACUGAAAUUAAAGCUUCUUCAGCUUGCGCAGUAUAAGUAAAUAGUUCCACAUGAAAUUAUGACCCACGAGGUUGAAGGGGAAUAGCUAUGAUCACAUACUACGCUUUCAACAAUCGAAACGUCAGUUUUAGAAACUCUUUACAACUGUGGUGGCCAAGAUACAUUAUCAACUCAGUUAAUAAAAACAAAGCAGUAAUCGUUUCAUCCACAGACGUAUUCAUUAAGGACACUUUGUGAUGCACAAGAAACAGCACCACUCGAAAUAACUCCUAGAAGGGCCUAAAGGUCUUGAAGGGACCAAUCCGCACACAUUAAGGCUUGGAUCAUAAACUUUUGGGGUAAAAGAGCUUUGAAAAGUAGAGAAAAAAGUUCUGCUUGAAAAGCUGAUACCUCACGACUUUUCAUUGUAGCCACCGCAGAGAUCUAUUAACAAACCCAGUACUAGAGAUAACUCUCAAGUUUUACCGAUCUCUUUCUCUCCGAUUUAGGCGCCCUCAUGGCCAAACUUUCGGUGGCUGGUGUGCGACAGAUUGGGAUCGCACUCCAUAUUUACAAAUUGAUUUUGGACAGGAAAGUGUCAUAACAGCUGUGGCCACCCAAGGAUUGGAUUAUCCGUCGGGAAACUGGGUCAAAAAGUACUCCUUAAACUACAGUUGUGAUGGAAUGAAUUGGGAAACAUACCAAAAUAUGGACAAAGAUACGGUACAUCAAACGCAACUAUAGAUGAAAUUUUUAGUAUUUAUUUUUAAGAAUUCCUAGUCAAUGUUAGCUUGUUCGAAGCUAAAGAAAGAAAUGUAAUUCAUUAUUCUUCUACUUUUCUAAUGAAAUUGUUUGUAUUUCUCAUUCUCUUAGAGGUUGCGCGGGAACAAGGAUGACAGCUCAGUAGUGACAAACAAGUUGGAUAAGGCUAUCAUAGCACGAUUUAUUAGAAUACUUGUACGGGAAUGGAAUGAAUAUGGCAUCGUUUGCAUGAGAGUUGAAAUGUAUGGCUGCAACACAGAAGGUAAUAUCAAACGUUUCUCAAUUACAUUGCCACUUUUCCUUCUCACGCAUUAUGCGUUUUUCGCAGCUCAGCUUUACAGAUGGUUACAUUUUUCAGCGUCGCGUUCUUUUGGAUAGUUCUCUUGUUUAUGCUUGUCCCUAUAUUAUUGCCUGAAUCAACAAUGUACACUUUCUUAAGAAACUUUCCAACAUCUUUAACUUAAGUGUAGUCUUAUCGUCCAGGUGGGUGUAGUCCUGAGAAGGACUGUUGUCGGUUGCGGAAAAAAAAAUUAUGAUUUUUAGUAAUAAAGUAGCCUAAAAUGUUCCUAGAUACCAGUAACACGCUAGUGCAGGAAUCCUUAAUCCGUAGCUAUGUCAAUUAAAAUUAUAGAUUACAGCAAAAAAUUAACCAGGUGAGCUCCCAAAUACCAGUACCUAAAUAUCAUUAUUGGUGUUAGAAACCCUUCGCCACCCCUUAGCUUUAUCAGAAAAAAACUGGUGAUUCCCAGUAAAUUAAACAACCUGGUAUGCUUCCAAAUUGCAGGUGUACUUAGAGCUCGCCUACUAUACUCUCCUUGAAAAUCCUACUUAUGCCAUUAAGAUAAUUUACUUUCUCUACUAAUCCAUCCACAGAGGGUGGAUAUAAAGACUGCAACGCUGCUGCCGGAAUGGAAAGGGGCCAGAUAUCAGAUAAACAAGUGACAGCGUCCAGUUUUAUUCAGGGGCACCACCCGCAUCAAGGCCGCCUCAAUAACGUUUUCAAGCAGGUCAAUGGCUCUGCUCUUUGGGGAAGCUGGUGUGCACAGAACGUGGACACGACGCAGUAUAUCCAGGUAACAAAAUUUGGCCUGUCGAUUGGGAAUUUUGUGCAUAGAUCUUUGAGAGAGGGAUAGGGAGAAAGGGCUGUCAGCGGUCAAAGGUAUAAAAAGACUCGAGGAUAAAAGGGAAAUGUGGGUUUUACCUGUCGUAGAUCAAGCGUACUCAGCAAACGCGUGAAGCUGAAGCCCAAGUAAAGCGUCGGAUCGUUUAAUUAAAUGGACUUAUUUACACUGCAUCCAGGGGUAAGAUUACACCUACAUCUUUGUGUUACAAUAUUUUUCAAUUAAGUGUCAUCACACCGUACCCAGAGUAACCAAAAUAGCAAUCAGAUGUAACGAAAAUAUCUCAAACAGCCAAUGAGAAUUCAAAGUAACUUCAAACUGCUUUAGGCGCGGGAAAUGGCAGGUCACCAGUCGUAAUUCAUAAUGCAUGGUGAACGGUCGUGGAAACUAAUAAUUCGCUGAGGUUAAUCUUCUAUGGCCUGAGGAGACUAUCAAUACUCCCAAUCGCCUCAUGCUUGGUUAUGCUAAGGGUCCUGGGAAAAAAACUGAAGAUGGAUACAAUGCUAGUAAGACCUGAUACAACAGACGACUUGUAGAUUGAAAUAACUUUUUAAAGAAAAUGACGAAUUCUCGCUUUUCUCAGGUUGAUUUGAAAGAACUUCGUAACAUCUCUGGCGUUGCGACACAAGGAUCUGUUAGCAUGGGGACCUGGGUAACAGAAUACACGCUAAAUUAUAGUUCAGACGGCUUACAAUGGCAAACGUACAGCAACGAAACUGGAAUAGCAAUGGUAAGAAGUCUAAAAAGCAUCUUUAGAACAUGCUGAGAUGCAUUCUGUGUUUUAACGUAAGGCCUAAAUUCGGAAGUCGCCGUUACUUUAGGCAGCUUUGACUUAUCACGACUUAAAUAACCCUUCGUCCCUUCUUAGUUGGAUCUAAUUUCUCAUUACAGUUUCAUGGCUGACUCAAACAUUUAGGUCAUGAGAAUAAGUAAAAUGAUCGCUAUCUAAGGAUUCUUUUAUCUCCCCUUGUUGAUACUAUAAGAAAUUAAUACAGAGCAGUAUGGAGAGUGCACAUGCUGGUGUUAGUGUGUUAAGGGUUAAAUCAGCUUAAGGCAACGCAGCAAUGUAGCUGACGGAUCUCAAUAAGAGAAUGAGAAAAAAAAUUGAGCUGAGGAAAAAAAAUCACUUCUGAGAAACUGUGACAGCGGAUAGUCGUGCCUGCCAAACAUGACACAGAUAGAAAUUACUCUAAAUUUAAGAGAAUUAAAAGUGGAUAUCAGGUGAAAAAUUCGGAAAUUAAUUACAGGCAAACAGCCAUCAGUAACUGAGGAUUGGUUGAGUAGAUAUUGUAAGGUUUGAAAAAAAAUCUCACUGUGUGGCGUAAAGGAAACAAACACAUAAGUGAUAGACUUUCGGUUAACCAUUGAACAGCUUAGUUUUUGAAACGAUAGUUCACUAUACUUUUGCUUUUGACUCCUAGACGUUGCGAGGAAACUUGGACGAGGUGACAGUUCACAAGAACAUGUUCAAGCGACGCUUAGGCGCGCGUUACCUCCGUUUUAUUCCAAGGGCUUGGACACCACUCGGGCAGAUUUGUAUGAGAGUAGAAAUUUACUUAUGCCAGAUUUAUCAAGGUGAGUUUCUUCAAUUAUAUUUAUUGGAUCCUUCAAUAACAAGUUGGAAGAGAAAAAUGACAUUUCCGGUUCCAAUAAGAACUUUUGCGGCAUUCAAACAUCUUGUCCCUCGACUUUCUCUGGCAGUUGUCCCAUCAGAGCUCCCUUAAAAUUCACAUCUUUUCGGUUGAUAAAUCAGAGCUCUGGUUCCAUUCACCAAACGUUUUAUUUCACCGCUCAAAGCUCUUCUUUUCUUCACAUCUUAUUUGCUUGACCUAUCAGAGCUCUUGUUCUACCUACAGACCUUUCAAGCUGACCAAUAAGAACCAUUGUUGCAUUCGCAUCCUUUUUUGGUUGAUCAAUAGAAGCUCUUGUUAGAAGUUAACAAAUUUUCUUUUUCGUGGAUAUUUCAGGAUGUUCCAAGCCCACAGAGCGGAGUCCAACAGAAACUUCAACAACCUUCUCCGACAAGACGUUUCCUUCCACAAGAAAAUUAACACCCAGUGCGACUUUAAAAUCGUCUACAAAACGUACAAACCCGACUGUUGCAAGCGAAAGCGUAGCUAGAAAACUUUACUCCAAAGGAUUCAGAAGAAAAACGACCGACACCAUUUGCCUUAUGGCUGCGUGGUUAUUGCUGAUGGUAAAUUUGUUAGUGGAUUAACUAAUAACAAGCAAAUUGGAUUUUAUGUUCAACUGGGAUUUUAUCAGGGACACAAGCAAAGAAAUGCGCUUCAUUAAAUGAUAAAGAAGUCAGAUAAAGAAUAAAGCUGAUAAACUGCUCCAAGUUGAAUAUUGCAGAGUUAAACUGGGGUUAUGUCGACCGAAUGAGAACAACUGCACAAAAAAUAUUUGGAAGGCUUCAAGACCUGCAAGGCACCAUGUAAAAUUUCCUGUUAAAAGAUUCUCAGAGGAACGGUGAAAAGAUCCAGAAUGGGGCAACAGUGAUAAAAAAGCGCAGUUUAAUUUGAUACAGAUUAAAAGAAGUUAUGAAC
Pocillopora meandrina is the source of this 8150-nucleotide messenger RNA. Lineage: Eukaryota; Metazoa; Cnidaria; Anthozoa; Scleractinia; Pocilloporidae. The record is from the annotation of a GenBank genome assembly.